Molecule: messenger RNA, 2655 nt
Organism: Maylandia zebra (zebra mbuna)
Lineage: Eukaryota; Metazoa; Chordata; Actinopteri; Cichliformes; Cichlidae
Molecular function (GO): carbohydrate binding; zinc ion binding
Source: RefSeq, a predicted model, not a curated record
UGCAUCUUUGCUGGAUCGUUCUAACAAGCUCUUCACUAACAUCAUGCUCUCUGGACUCAGCAGGAUGUUCUUUCUGGGAGUAACAUGUUUACUCAUGAGUUCAGGCUAUACCAGAGCUGAGACCACCGUGUCCCCACAAAGAAAGCCCCCCUGUGACAGCCAGAUCUGCCGCUUGAGCCACGUCCAGAGUGUAACAUGCGAAGGAUUUCAGGCAAACCUGCAGUGUGGUGAAGGGCAGGUUUUAGUCAUCCACGGAGCUAAUUAUGGACGCCGUGACAAAACCACAUGCUCUGCUGGACGUCCGGCCUCUCAGCUCCAAGUUGUCCAGUGCUCAAGUCAGACAAGCACCAAUGUUGUAGCUGAAAGCUGUAAUGGGAAGAACAGCUGUACUAUCUCAGCGAGCAACUCUGUGUUUGGAGACCCCUGUGUGGGCACCUACAAGUACCUGGAGGUGGAUUAUACUUGUCAGUUCCAGACUGUAACAUGUGAAGAAUCUGAGGCAAACCUUCAGUGUGGGAAAGGGCAGAUUUUAGUCAUUCACAGAGCUGAUUAUGGACGCCAUGACCAAACCACGUGCUCUAACUUACAACCUCACUGUAGGCUCAGAGAUGUCCAGUGCUCAAGUCCAGAGAGCAUUGAAGUAAUAGCUGCAAGCUGUAAUGGGAAAAACAGCUGUAAUAUCUCAGCGAGCAACUCUGUGUUUGGAAACCCUUGUUUUGGCACCUACAAGUACCUGGAGGUGGAUUAUACUUGUCAGUUCCAGAGUGCAACAUGUGAAGGAUCUCAGGCAAACCUUCAGUGUGAAAAAGGACAGGUUUUAGUUAUCCACGGAGCUGAUUAUGGACGCCAUGACAAAACCACAUGCUCUGCUGGACGUCCGGCCUCUCAGCUCCAAGUUGUCCAGUGCUCAAGUCAGACGAGCACCAGUGUUGUAGCUGAAAGCUGUAAUGGGAAAAACAGCUGUACUAUCUCGUCGAGCAACUCUGUAUUUGGAGACCCCUGUGUUGGCACCUACAAGUACCUGGAGGUGGUUUAUACUUGUCAGUUCCCGAGUGCAACAUGUGAAGGAUCUGAGGCAAACCUUCAGUGUGAAAAAGGACAGGUUUUAGUCAUCCACGGAGCUAAUUAUGGACGCCGUGACAAAACCACAUGCUCUGCUGGACGUCCGGCCUCUCAGCUCCAAGUUGUCCAGUGCUCAAGUCAGACGAGCACCAGUGUUGUAGCUAAAAGUUGUAAUGGGAAAAACAGCUGUACUAUCUCAGCGAGCAACUCUGUAUUUGGAGACCCCUGUGUUGGCACCUACAAGUACCUGGAGGUGGAUUAUACUUGUCAGUUCCCGAGUGCAACAUGUGAAGGAUCUGAGGCAAACCUUCAGUGUGAAAAAGGACAGGUUUUAGUCAUCCACGGAGCUGAUUAUGGACGCCGUGACAAAACCACAUGCUCUGAUGGACGUCCGGCCUCUCAGCUCCAAGUUGUCCAGUGCUCAAGUCAGACGAGCACCAGUGUUGUAGCUAAAAGUUGUAAUGGGAAAAACAGCUGUACUAUCUCAGCGAGCAACUCUGUAUUUGGAGACCCCUGUGUUGGCACCUACAAGUACCUGGAGGUGGAUUAUACUUGUCAGUUCCCGAGUGCAACAUGUGAAGGAUCUGAGGCAAACCUUCAGUGUGAAAAAGGACAGGUUUUAGUCAUCCACGGAGCUAAUUAUGGACGCCAUGACAAAACCACAUGCUCUGCUGGACGUCCGGCCUCUCAGCUCCAAGUUGUCCAGUGCUCAAGUCAGACGAGCACCAGUGUUGUAGCUAAAAGUUGUAAUGGGAAAAACAGCUGUACUAUCUCAGCGAGCAACUCUGUAUUUGGAGACCCCUGUGUUGGCACCUACAAGUACCUGGAGGUGGAUUAUACUUGUCAGUUCCCGAGUGCAACAUGUGAAGGAUCUGAGGCAAACCUUCAGUGUGAAAAAGGACAGGUUUUAGUCAUCCACGGAGCUAAUUAUGGACGCCGUGACAAAACCACAUGCUCUGAUGGACGUCCGGCCUCUCAGCUCCAAGUUGUCCAGUGCUCAAGUCAGACGAGCACCAGUGUUGUAGCUAAAAGUUGUAAUGGGAAAAACAGCUGUACUAUCUCAGCGAGCAACUCUGUAUUUGGAGACCCCUGUGUUGGCACCUACAAGUACCUGGAGGUGGAUUAUACUUGUCAGUUCCAGAGUGCAACAUGUGAAGGAUCUCAGGCAAACCUUCAGUGUGAAAAAGGACAGGUUUUAGUCAUCCACGGAGCUAAUUAUGGACGCCGUGACAAAACCACAUGCUCUGCUGGACGUCCGGCCUCUCAGCUCCAAGUUGUCCAGUGCUCAAGUCAGACGAGCACCAAAGUUGUAGCUGAAAGGUGUAAUGGGAAAAACAGCUGUACUAUCUCAGCGAGCAACUCUGUAUUUGGAGACCCCUGUGUUGGCACCUACAAGUACCUGGAGGUGGAUUAUACUUGUCAGUGAAAAGAUUAUAUCAUCAACACAUCGUGUAACAUCUGAAUGUCACAUCCCCUCUGUUGAUGUCACUUCCACCAGGAUCUCAAGCCUCAAUGACAUUACUGCUGGAACGUGUUAACAAAUAUGAUUUUAUUGGAAAUAAACACAAAUAAACAUACAUCCUGAGCAUCAAA